AGUGCUUAAGGUGGUCUACGACAGCAGCAUUACAAUACUAAAAAUUUUUUUACACGCAGAAUCGCUAAUUAAGAAACUAUGUUGCGUGCAAUUUGGCAGAAAUAUAAAGCAAUAGGUCAGUUUUCGAAUCACAAUGUUAGAAUCAGGUUUGAAAUGAAAUUUACUUAAAUAUUAUAUUUUAAAAAAAUUAGUUUGAAAUACGUAAUUUUAAUGUGUAGUUUGGAAAGCCAUCAAUAGAUGGCGCUACGAGUUAAAAUUUAACAUUGUAAUCUUAUUUCUGCAAAAAUUCACGAAGUAAUUGAUUUUGAUAUCAGUUAUAAAUCAUAUUUUUUUCUAAAUAAUAUUUAGAAGCGUUUCAUAUAUUCCUUUAUACACAGUUUUCACUAAACAUUGUCAGCUGUCAGCAGAAUGACGUUUACGGCAACCCUAUUGCAUUGCUAUUCCGCACUCGUUUUGUUUACAUUUAUUUGUACUGUGGUCAGUUUGCAAAAAAUAUGCGAAAAUAUCAAGGACGACCGAAAAAACAUCCUGGUUUUAAUAAAAGAUCCAGAAUUCAGCGUAAACGUCGAGCUCAAGAAAAAAAUAUGAAAUUAAAUUCCCGAGAUGUGGAAGAUUCCGAACAAGCGGAUGUUUUCGAAAGGUCAGAAAUUAUUGAUACAACUGCAUCUGUGUCAAAGGAGAAUCAUUGCCCGGAUGAUUUUUUUACAAAGUCCGGAAGUGAAAAAUUUGACUUUUCUACGCCAGAAGUUACAGCUAAUGUUCCUAAGACAAACCAGGCUUUCCUGAGUUCUGAUCUGGACAUUUCAGUUAUUGACUCUGACGUAGAAGGUAGAAAUACAAGCUCUCUUUUGGGCUUGGAGUCUGAGCCUCUUCAGGAGAACCUUAAUGAUGAAUUUCUGUGUCCUGAUUCACCUUUAAUUAUCGAAAGGGAAGAUCGACGAAAGGCAAAUCCAUUACCAUCUGGCAGAACAAUUUGCAAUAUGUCUUUUGUAAUAGUGCAGGCUAGGACAUUAGAGCAACAUUCCCUAAAUUGUAAAUUUGGAGGAUCAUUUAUUUUUAACAAAGUGAUUCGACGUGGUCUUGUCACUACAUAUAACUAUGUAUGUGAUAAAAUUUUAUGUGGGGAAAUGGCAACAAUUUGUUCUGAUAUGGAGAAAAGCAGCCUAAAUCAGCUUGCAGUAUUAGGUGCGUUAUCUACUGGCAGUGGAUUUUCACAAGAGGAGGAAAAGUUUAGCAUCAUGGAAAUUCCGUAUAUGAGCAACUCGACCUUUGCUUCUUGUGAGCGAACUACUGGCAAAAUAAUACAGGGAUGUGCACAGGAAACUAUGUGUGCUGCUAUAGAAGAGGAGAAAAGGCAGGCAGAACUUCGCAAUGAUAAAGAUAAUGAUGGUUAUCACUGUAUAACUGUCAUUGUUGAUGGAGGUUGGUGUAAAAGAAGCUAUGGGCAUGGUUACAAUGCUUCAAGUGGCAUAUCUGUUAUUAUAGGCAUGGUCACCCAGAAAAUUUUGUUUGUUGGAAUUCGCAACAAAGUGUGCCUUAUAUGCAGUGCUAUUGAAGAUGGCAAGAUGCCAAAUAAAGUGCACCUUUGUUGGCGAAAUUGGAAUGGGCCUUCUACAGGUAUGGAAAGCAGUGCCAUUGUGGAAGGUCUGAAUUAUCUCCAGUGUGUUCACAAAAUACGUUGUACUCGACUUGUUGGAGAUGGAGAUGCUAACACAAUGGCCAAAGUGAAAGAAAGCGUUUCAUAUGGAGGACGGGUGAUCAAAGUAGAAUGUGCUAACCAUGCUGUUCGAAGAUAUCGCAGAGCUCUUGAGAAACUUCAGCAAAAUACUGCGCGCGCUUCCCCGGGGCUAAAGGAAUUGCUGAAAAUUAAAAUGCCACUGUUAGUCAGAGGUGCUAGAGUAGCUAUAAAAGCUCAUGCUUUACCUAGCCAUUAUCAGCACACACAAGAAGCUAUUGAUGCAUUAGUAUCUGACUUGAGAAAUGGGCCACAUCAUAUAUUUGGCAAGCAUGAUGCUUGUAGUGCUUUUUGUGCAAAGAAAGGUGCAGAGUUGGACAGCACAUACAAUGAAAUUUUUUCCUCGGGUAUGUUGCAAGCUAUUGAAGCAGAAGUGGGAAGAGUACUGAUAUCGUGUAGCAGUACUCUUAUUUGGAAUGCCGCAAAUAAUCCUGCUGAAAGCUUCAUGAGUCAACUGUGUAAAACUGUGUAAAACAUCUGGUGGAAAAAGAGUUGAUUUUUCCAAA
Messenger RNA from Stegodyphus dumicola, 2241 nucleotides. RefSeq lists its product as uncharacterized. Lineage: Eukaryota; Metazoa; Arthropoda; Arachnida; Araneae; Eresidae. The record is from RefSeq and is a predicted model, not a curated record.